This is a messenger RNA of Oryza brachyantha (malo sina), 1396 nucleotides long. RefSeq names its product Werner Syndrome-like exonuclease. Bases 35 to 1036 code for a protein of 333 amino acids. Gene Ontology annotation, biological process: nucleobase-containing compound metabolic process. The transcript has 7 exons. The record is from RefSeq and is a predicted model, not a curated record. Lineage: Eukaryota; Viridiplantae; Streptophyta; Magnoliopsida; Poales; Poaceae. Gene Ontology annotation, molecular function: 3'-5' exonuclease activity; nucleic acid binding.
CAUGCGGGGAAUGUCACUGUGAAUGCCAGGUUGAAUGUCACGGAAUCUCCGCCCUUCCUCCCUCCGUCCCUUUUUCAAAGUAAUUCCUCAUUUCGUUCCCGUCUUCCCGUCGUGCGCCGGCGACACGGCGGCCCCCAUGCAGUCCCGCCCGCCUCCUGGCUCGUCCUCCAUCGGCAAUGGUCACGAGGAGGCGGAGGAGGAGGACGACUUCCACUGGGACGCCGCGGCGGAGGCGGAGCUACAGGCCAUCGAGGCCGCCUACGCCGCCGCCAAGCGCCGCCGCCUCCCCGACUGGCUCAGCCCCGCUUCCGUCCGCGCCCGCCCGAACCCGGCCACCGCAUCCGGGGGCUCCCCCGCGCCGUCAUGGGCCCCUUCUCCUCCCGCUUUCCGAGGUAAUGUGAAGGCAAGGUACCAACCGGUUAUGUUCAACGGCAAGAUAGUGUACUGCAGGACACUUUCAGAAGUGGAGAAAGCCACGAGGGACAUUUUACGCAAAAUUGAAACAAUAAAGGCCUCUGGCCAGGUCUCUCUCGGAUUUGAUCUCGAGUGGAGACCGUUUCCAAGAAGAGGAGAUCCACCAUGUAAAGUUGCUGUAAUGCAGUUAUGCAUGGAGAAAACUCAUUGUUAUGUCAUGCAUAUCAUCCAUUCUGGAGUACCACCCUUACUGAAGUCCCUUUUGGAGGAUAGUUCGUCUGUUAAAGUUGGAAUAUGUAUAGACAAUGAUGCAAGGAAAAUGUUCAAGGACUAUGAUGUCCAUGUACAGCCAUUGAUGGAUUUGUCCAUUCUUGCUAAUGCCAAGUUAGGUGGUCCUCCUAAAAGAUGGAGUCUUGCUUCAUUGACUGAAAUGAUCACAUGUAAAGAGUUGCCGAAGCCAAGCAACAUAAGAAUGGGAAACUGGGAGGCAUAUGUUCUCUCUAAGCAACAACUUCAGUAUGCUGCCACAGAUGCUUACAUAUCUUGGCACUUGUAUGAGGUACUGCAGAGUCUCCCAGACAAUAAUAUUGAGGUUGAAAAGGAGACAGUUACAGCUGCAUAGCUGCGAAUGCAUAAACUGAAAAUUGUGCUGUUAACCUGACUGAUAAAUCUCUAGUGUUCUGCAUCUUCACCUACCAGGGCUGAGAAGAAAAAUCUUUUUCAGAAGUUAGAACCACAGGAUGAUGAAAGUUUCUUGAACAUACAUCAAAAGGCAGCGCACAGGGACAUGCAAUUUACUGUAAAUCGUUCUAGAUGUGAUUGCGGAACUUUUCAGCUACUGUUAUGUGCAAAAUUUAGUGUACACUCUUUAGACCGUAUUGGAUUUAUAAUGUAUUUUUUGGCAAGGAAUUGGAUUCAUUAUGUCACAAGGCUCCGGUUGACACUUCUUUUGAGUUAUAAUCCCAAGAAAUUUUGGGUCUUA